Molecule: messenger RNA, 1104 nt
Organism: Seminavis robusta
Lineage: Eukaryota; Bacillariophyta; Bacillariophyceae; Naviculales; Naviculaceae
Source: the annotation of a GenBank genome assembly
AUGGCGCUUACCAGUGAGGAAUUGCAUGCGCUUUCAAACCUAUUGCCUUCGUUAUUGCUGUUGUUCGUGCUAUCCUGCAUUGCCAGUGCUGUGAUUCAUUUCCGUCCAUCAUUGCAAUCAUUCGAGCUGCAAAAGUUGAGAAGUUCACUCCACAAAGAACUCCAAACUUGGUAUUCAAAAGUCAGUACCUUAGCAAUGAGAAACACCAACAAUCUUCUCAAGUUGGUUGAAGACUUGUGGUGCAACUCACUUCAGGUGGCUGGCACUGCUGCAAACGUAUUUCUGGGGUCGCUCAGAGACUUGUCCAAAUCACUGCAAGUGGCUGGGAAUGCUGCAAUCUGUCUUUGCAAACGAACCAAGAAAGAUCCAGCAGAUGAUCUGAUCUGUCCCAUCACAAGAGAGCUGCCCUGGGUCCCUGUGAUUGCUGCGGAUGGAAGAACCUAUGAAAAAGAGGCCAUUGAGACCUACUUCAAGACACAGCGGGAAAAGGGACUAACAGUCAAGUCAGUUAUCACCAACGAGCCAAUGUCUGACACUCUGAUCCCAGCCCCACACAUCAAAAGCUUGAUUGUCACAUUGAUUGAGAACCAAGCCAUCCAGGGUGAUGUGGUUGAAUUCUGGCAUGAAAAAGCCCAGCAAGUGAAGCAGAAGGAAUCAUUGCUACAAAGGGCGAAUGAUGGUGACAGUGAGGCCAUGUAUGCAGUAGCCGUCUACUGCAAGGGUGGCAUCAAAGGCUUUCAGAAAGACCCACAGCUGGCCUGUGAAUGGUACCGAAAGUCACAUGAAGCUGGCAAUGUGAAAGGAACUGCGGGUCUUGGGGUGGCAUUUGUUAAAGGAAGCACCAUAACGAAGUCCCAGCAGCUGGGAAUCCAUUACCUGACUGUGGCUGCAACUGCAGGAUCAGAUUUUGCUGCUCUUGAGCUUGGACUUGCCUUUGCAAAUGGACGCAUUGGUGUGCCUGUGAAUGAGAAGGAAGCGAUCUUUUGGUUGCAGAAGAGCUUGGGAGUUUGUACGCACUCACACAUGGCCAAGGAUUUGACACUGAAUGCCCAAAAGCUAUUGGACAAACUGUUGAAAAUUCAGAAUACAGAGAAGAAGGCAUGA